Agrilus planipennis (emerald ash borer) is the source of this 1725-nucleotide messenger RNA. RefSeq names its product sine oculis-binding protein homolog (gene Sobp). The record is from RefSeq and is a predicted model, not a curated record. NCBI's taxonomy places the organism in Eukaryota, Metazoa, Arthropoda, Insecta, Coleoptera, Buprestidae. Bases 204 to 1634 code for a protein of 476 amino acids. Gene Ontology annotation, cellular component: nucleus. The transcript has 4 exons. Gene Ontology annotation, biological process: animal organ development.
GUGACAGUGCCCUGUGUGGUGCGAAGCGCUAAAGUUCAUUUGUUUCUAAUUGUUAUUUUGUGUCUGGUUGCUAUUCGUUAGCAUCAGCAACGAAUUAUAAAUACACACAUCAAUACAUACACACACGAACUACUCUUUUGUUUUUGUGUCUGAAUGUUGUGAUAGACAUAUUGGAAUUGCGCGAUCCGAUACUUCGGAAAUAAAUGGAUAUUAAUAGUGAUCGAAACCGAUUGACCGACAAAUAUGAGAUUAAAGUGGAAAAUAGUGAUGAAGAUAUUAAUGAAUACGCUGAAUCAACAAUGAACGAAUUACUUGGAUGGUACGGUUAUGAAAAUAGACGAAAAGGAAAACCAAAAAUGAUCCCAUAUUGUUCGCAAAAUGGUAGCACCAGUUCCGGUCCAGACUCUCCAAAAUAUUCCGGAAGUUGCGACUGGUGUAGUCAUGUGGUUGACGAUAAUAAAGCUAUUUCGUCAGCGGGUGCUGUGUUUUGCUCCGAACUUUGUUUUUCGCAAUCGAGAAGGGCGAAUUUUAAAAAGAAUAAGACCUGCGAUUGGUGCAGGCAUGUCAGACAUACCAUAUCGUAUGUCGACUUUCAGGAUGGUGCCUCUCAGCUUCAAUUUUGCUCCGACAAAUGUCUCAACCAAUACAAAAUGCAUAUAUUCUGUCGAGAAACGAAGGCACACUUAAAAAUGCACCCUCACGUUCCAGAAAAUGCGAAGUCUUCAGGAGUUCUCAUUACGCCAGAUUUAUGGCUGAGAGACAGCAGGCAAGACGACGCCCUAUCUGCAUCUCCGCCGCCGUGGAUCACAAAGGACGACGUUCAAACAUCCCCCCUCCCACUGAUCUCAUUAGUUCAUCCUUCGAAAUUGAUAGAGCAAAAAACGGAAAACGGUACUUUUCAUAGUAGUAGUAAGAGACAGAAGAGUGCCACUACGCAGAAAAAGAAAAGGAAACGUACACUUCCAGAUAAUUCCUGUACUACAUCACCAGACAGUAAAAGUUUAUGGAACGACUGUCCCCAAGAUCUCAGAAUCAAGCAACCAUAUAUACACAAAAGCACCAACAAUUUGGAAGAAACCCAACCACCUCAUCAAUCUACUAAUUCUAAACUGUUUUAUGACAAAAUUUCCGAAACCUUCGACAAUAAGUCACAAACAUCGAUCAUCCCAAGGAGUACUACACUUCCUCCGGUAACAGUUUUGGUCCCUUAUCCCAUUUUCGUCCCAGUUCCUUUGCCUAUUCCCAUACCUUUUGACAGCAAGUUGCUGAUCCCAAAUAAAGAACCUCCAAAAAACAAUAACUACGAUAAAGAAUUACCAAAAACUGACGGCAAAACAAUCAUCGAUGAUAACGACAAGUUAUUAAAUUUGAGUAGUUGUAAUAAUUAUAAUAAUAAAUCUCCCGAUAAAAAAGAUUUAUUGGAAGACGGAUGUGAGCAAACUAUUAUUCGAAAUUUGAAUGUAGAAGAAUUGUUAGAAGAAAAAAAUGGUUUCAGUAGUCCCGCAACUGCCAAAGAAUGUCCCCAAAAGCCACAGAACUUAAGACUGAGAUCUCUAAAGAAAAGGAAAAAGAUUUUGGAAGUAAAACGGAAAAGUUUGCAACUGAGAGCCAAAAGGACAACUGUCUCCACCUAAUUAUUUCUCUUAAUGUGUAUAAUAAUAAUAAGCGAUUAAUUUAUUGGAAACUUCAAGCACAAACUGUAAUCUAAUAAAAAAUAUAAAGUCC